Pseudocercospora fijiensis CIRAD86 is the source of this 664-nucleotide messenger RNA. RefSeq lists its product as uncharacterized. The coding region runs from base 94 to 378 and encodes 94 amino acids. The transcript has 3 exons. The record is from RefSeq and is a predicted model, not a curated record. Lineage: Eukaryota; Fungi; Ascomycota; Dothideomycetes; Mycosphaerellales; Mycosphaerellaceae.
CCAACAUGAAGUCCUACUACUUUUCUUUCGUGUUGAUGGGACUCAUGUGUUCUUUCGUUCUCGGAUGGGACUGCGGUCUAACGAACGGCGGCGAUGGUGUAUGUCGACCAAGCCCUGCGGAAGUCGCGAAAGGAGGUGUAUCACAAUUGUGUUCUCAGGACCAUCCGUGCAAGGUGCAGGGGGAUGGGUGCAUUCCGAACGCUUCGAAUGGAGGUUCUAGAGCCAACUGCAGCUAGAGUUGUGAAUUGCUGGAUAGGCGUUGAAAUGGGGUAUCGAGCGGAGCGGCUAGGAGAGAAGAAGCAGGCAUGUUGGUGUACGCCUCCGAUAGCUGAUUUAACACUACUCGAAAUGACGCCGUGUAUCACAUGGUCGUGUUGAUGAGUAGUCGUUUGUGAGUCUGUAUUCGAGAAGAUAUCAAGCGUUGCUCGUUGAAUCAAACAGCUGCUGGUUGGACUGAGCUUGUUGACCAAUUCCUGGUUGCAAGAGUACCUUGACUUAAGAAAGAAUACAAUGCUGGUUCUUUCUGCAGUGCCGCUGGCGCCAGUGCUAUCCAUGAGCUUGGCUCAUGAAAAGGGGAGCGGCAAAUGUACCUCCGUACCUUGAUGAGUGACCUACAACCUUCACACCAGAAUGCAGUCAGUCUUCACGGCUGCAGCUUUGUUCC